Molecule: messenger RNA, 275 nt
Organism: Amoebophrya sp. A120
Lineage: Eukaryota; Dinophyceae; Syndiniales; Amoebophryaceae
Source: the annotation of a GenBank genome assembly
GGAAGACUACGCGCAGCAAACGCCGAUCCUGGAUCGCUAGUAGCGCGGCUUGAUGUUGUGAUUAUAUGGGUACUACUAUCCUGUGCAAAAGUAUCGUACUCGUAGUAAUUGCAAUCAUGCAUCACAAAUAUCCCUUUUUAGGUAAAUCAGCAUUAAAAAUUCCAUUUUUCUUCUUGAAAAAAUUUGUGAUGCAAUUUGUACUAGUACGAUACUUUUGCAAUGCAUACUUACAACACCUGCACUUCACCCACGAAGAUGUUGAACGACGUAGAUCC